Messenger RNA from Chrysochloris asiatica (Cape golden mole), 1365 nucleotides. It is a transcript of the gene ENTPD6, whose product is annotated as ectonucleoside triphosphate diphosphohydrolase 6 (putative). Gene Ontology annotation, molecular function: GDP phosphatase activity; UDP phosphatase activity. Bases 1 to 1365 code for a protein of 454 amino acids. Gene Ontology annotation, biological process: nucleoside diphosphate catabolic process. NCBI's taxonomy places the organism in Eukaryota, Metazoa, Chordata, Mammalia, Afrosoricida, Chrysochloridae. The transcript has 13 exons. The record is from RefSeq and is a predicted model, not a curated record. Gene Ontology annotation, cellular component: membrane; Golgi apparatus.
AUGAGAAAAAUACCGAAUAAUGGGACCCUGAAGAUGGCAUACCCCCUGGGGCUGUUUGUGUGCCUGUUCAUUUAUGUCGCCUACAUCAAGUGGCAUUGGACCUCUGCCGCCCAGGCCUUCUUCAGCAUCACUGAUGUGGCUCUGGGGGCACACAGAAGCCAGCAAGCCCACAGCCCCUCUGGGACAGCAGGACAUGGUCAUGCAGUCUUCUAUGGAAUCAUGUUCGAUGCAGGGAGCACUGGCACCCGUGUACAUAUUUUCCAGUUUGCCCAGAAGUCUAGAGAAACUCCCACCUUGAUGCAUGAAACCUUCCAAGCUCUUGAACCUGGUCUUUCUGCAUAUGCUGAUGACGUGGAAAAGAGUACCCAGGGGAUUCAGGAAUUGCUGGAUGUGGCAAAACAAGAAAUUCCCUUUGACUUCUGGAAGGUUACUCCUGUAGUCCUCAAGGCAACAGCUGGAUUACGCUUAUUACCAGGAGAAAAGGCCCAGAAGUUACUGCACAAGGUGGAAGAAGUGUUUAAGGCCUCGCCUUUCCUUGUGGGAGAUGAUUGUGUCUCCAUUAUGAAUGGAACAGAUGAAGGUGUUUCCGCUUGGAUCACAGUCAACUUCCUGACAGGCAGUUUGAAAACCCCCGGAAGGAGCAGUGUUGGCAUGCUGGACUUGGGUGGAGGAUCCACACAGAUUACCUUCCUACCAGCCAUUGAGGGCACCCUUAAGACCUCACCAGCCAGUUAUAUCACAUCACUGCAGAUGUUCAACAGGACCUACCAGCUCUACUCCUACAGCUAUCUGGGACUCGGGCUGAUGUCGGCCCGCCUCGCACUCUUGGGUGGUGUGGAAGGCCAACCUGCUAAUGAUGAGAAGGAGCUAGUCAGCCCUUGUCUGCCCCCUGGUUUCAAAGGAAAGUGGGAGCAUGCUGAAGUCACAUAUAGAAUUUCUGGAGAGAAAACAGCAGCCAACCCUCAUAAGCUGUGUGCCAACAAAGUGUCAGAAAUUCUUCGAAGCAAAGUGCACAGGACAGAGGAAGUGAAAUAUGUGGAUUUCUACGCCUUCUCUUACUAUUAUGAUCUUGCUGCACAAAUCGGCCUCAUCGAUGCUGAAAAAGGAGGCAGCUUGGUGGUUGAAGACUUUGAGAUUGCAGCCAAGUAUGUGUGUCGGACGAUGGAGACUCACAAUCAGAGUAGCCCUUUUAUGUGCAUGGACCUCACUUACAUCAGCUUGCUGUUGCAAGAAUUUGGAUUUCCAGGGAACAAACUGCUCAAGCUGACUCGGAAGAUUGAUGAUGUUGAGACCAGCUGGGCUCUAGGGGCCAUUUUUCACUACAUCGACUCUCUGAAGAGACCCAUGGUCCCCACCAAUGAAUAG